AAAAUCACAAGCAUCUAUUCAUAAUGCCCCCUGCCUGCAUGAAGACAUUGAAUUGAGUAUAUUUGGUUGUGGAAAAGGGACAAAGCUUUUUAGUCUUUUCCUCUCUCCCUUUUGCUUCUCUUUCUCUGUUUUGCAGCUUUCCGCCAUUGAAGACACCAAUAUGAAGGCCCCAUUGCAGCAGCAACCAAUUACCCAAAACGACCCUGAUUCUCAGUGCUCACAACCACCUCUCAAAUGCCCUCGCUGUAAUUCCACCAACACCAAAUUUUGCUACUACAACAAUUACAAUCUCACCCAGCCCCGCCACUUUUGCAAGACCUGCCGUCGAUAUUGGACCAAAGGUGGCGCCUUGAGAAACAUCCCCGUCGGUGGCGGCUGCCGGAAAAACAAAAAGCUCAAAUCUUCUUCCUCUAAUUCUAAUUUCCUCACCGGAAUCUCACCCUCCAUUGAUUUUAGUGCCAUCGGAUCAGGAAGAUCGUUGUUUCCAUGUUCUUGCUUCUCUCUUGGUCAAACGGCGGCGCCGGCGCCGGCGGCAAUUCCCGCCGCCAAUUACUCAUCCAUGGGGCUCUACAAUUUAAACGACAACACCCAGCAGCUUGCUUCUUCAAUUGAGUCUUUGAGCUAUUUAAACCAAGACCUCCAUUGGAAAUUACAGCAACAGAGGUUGGGUAUGAUAUUUGGAGAUCAUGAUCAAAAUCAAAAAUUUUUGCAACCCAUUUCGUUUCAGAAUCUAGAGCCUCCAAAGCAGGAAGCUUUUUUCAAUAAUAAUCAUCCUAGAAAAAAUUCAACACCCGCCGCCGCUACCGGUACAACUACUACUACUGCUACUGAAUGGAUCUUUGGAAAUAAUGAUUCUUAUCAUCAUCAUCAUCAAAUGAGUAUUACAAGCAACAGUUCAAGAAAUAUAGGCGGCAAUGCUGGUGGGAGUGGGUAUAAUCAUAAUAAUGGAGUUGAAGCUAAUUGGGAUGAUUUGCUUCAUUUCACUACCUAGCCGGAUAGAGAUCUCUCUAUACCCGUCCUUCGCUAGUAGAUAUUGUCUGUGUUAUGUGUGCUUGUGUACUUGUUUUGUUUGAUAGGAUGAAUGUGGAUGAGGGGGCCUUAAUGUGAGGGUUACUGAACAAUAUGUCAGGGCAUAGGGUUGAUUAGGGUGCACCUUUUUUUUAGACACAGUGUGGUUUGUGGGUUUGGGUUGGUUGAUGUCUGCAAAAACUGGUGGGUUUGGGAUUGCAUUAAAUGAAGAAUGAAGUGUCAAUUUUAGAGUUG
This is a messenger RNA of Cucurbita moschata (crookneck pumpkin), 1263 nucleotides long. RefSeq names its product dof zinc finger protein DOF5.7-like. Gene Ontology annotation, biological process: regulation of DNA-templated transcription. Gene Ontology annotation, molecular function: DNA-binding transcription factor activity; DNA binding. Bases 161 to 991 code for a protein of 276 amino acids. The record is from RefSeq and is a predicted model, not a curated record. Lineage: Eukaryota; Viridiplantae; Streptophyta; Magnoliopsida; Cucurbitales; Cucurbitaceae. The transcript has a single exon.